AUGCCUCCCAGAUUACCAUUUUUCUCAGCCGUCAAGGCUCCGAGUGCCUUCUUCCCCCAGAUCGCACGGCCCUUCUCAUCAACUCCCGCCGUUGCCAAGUCGUCUGACCCGAUAUCGAACCUUUUGAACCUCGACGAGAAGCCCAAGGUUCACUCGACCGACCGCAUCCGUGGCCUCAUCAAAACAGGCAAAGCGCGCAUCGAUGGGGUGGCGGCCGCCCGCAAGCUCACCAUGCUCGAGUCCCUCCGCGAGAAGAAGGUCAGCGACGACUACGUCAAGCAGAUGCCGCGCCGCUGGAACGCCGGUGAAAUCUACGCGCCGCACGACCUGAGUCCUGUCGAGAUGGAGAAGUGGCGCAAGUCGAAGCGACCCAAUGUCGAUGUCGUCGACCUCCUGGGCCUGAACCCCCUGGACCACUACAGGAACUUCUCUAUUAUAUCCGAGUACAUGACCCCGUUUGGACAGAUUGAGCAUUCCAAGUUCACGGGACUGCGGCCCGUGAACCAGAGGAGGAUGGCGAAGGCCAUCAGGAGGGCGAUUGGCAUGGGUAUCCACCCUAGUGUGCACCAUCACCCCGAGCUGCUGAAGAAGAGAUUCCGUCUCAAUGCGUCGUGGAAAUAG
Messenger RNA from Colletotrichum higginsianum IMI 349063, 621 nucleotides. RefSeq names its product Ribosomal protein S18. NCBI's taxonomy places the organism in Eukaryota, Fungi, Ascomycota, Sordariomycetes, Glomerellales, Glomerellaceae. Gene Ontology annotation, cellular component: mitochondrial small ribosomal subunit; ribosome. Gene Ontology annotation, molecular function: structural constituent of ribosome; small ribosomal subunit rRNA binding. The record is from RefSeq and is a predicted model, not a curated record. Gene Ontology annotation, biological process: mitochondrial translation. The coding region runs from base 1 to 621 and encodes 206 amino acids. The transcript is spliced from 3 exons.